AUGCUAAUCUACAGACCGAAAUCUGCGCUUUCGAUACUACUCUUGACAUUUGAAGACGAAAAGGCAACAGCUGCUGCCGCGUUCAGAAGAGUCAAAAUUACUCAAUUUCUGAGCUUGCCUAUGGCUGUAAAGCCCCCAACUGUGACGGUGUCGGAGCCGUCAACCCCUCCCGUCGAUCCCCUGCAUUCAGCAAAGGUGACAGCGGUACUACUUAUCCUUCUUGAUGCCUGCAUCGUAGUCAUCAAUGCCGGAUAUGGAGCUGGAGCUUUUGGUCUUGGCAAUGUGGCGGUUUGGACAGUAUGUCUCGUGCUUUGGAGUGUCGCUCUCAUGAUAGCACUUUUUGGCAUUGUGACCAACAGAACUCUGCUAUUCGUGCCAUGUUACGUCAUAUGGUGUGUAACGUUCGUCUGCUCGGUGAUAUUCAUAAUUGUCGAUGGAUACGCUUACACGUACUGUGACGAAAAGUCGUUGGUCAACAGGACUGGUAGAUGGAUGACCCCAUGCGAGGUUUACCUCAGGACUCACUACCCAUACUCAGCUUAUCUCUUACUUCUGCUGCUAAAAAUGGUGCAACUUUUCCAUGUGAGAACUCUUGCCAACUCCAUCGAUGAAAAAGUGAGAAAUGCCACAGGAGAAAAAUCUGUCUUCUUUCUGGGUUCAAAAGAAGAGCAGCCGUUUCUCUACUGGAUUUUUGGCAAGAAAAGGUCCAAAAUAAGCGUAGUGAAGAAGGAUCCUGACAGCGAUGAUGAUGAUAUGGUGGUCUUCGAAAAAGUUGGUGGAACACCCAGGGGAAGCCGGCCGAAAAUAAACGAUGCUACUACGAGGGCAUCAUCUAUUUCAUGAAGAAACGCAGAUCAUCUAUUUCAUGAAGAAACGCGGAUCCCUCGUCUUCUACGAAUUCUACGUCUUUUCACUCUUCAAUGAUGUUUCUGCGUUGAUCGAAAACUUUGAUUGGAAUUCUGUUCAUUUUUCAGUACUCGUAACAAACGAAAGUUUCUUUUUUGCCAAAUCUGUUGAAAUGGUCGGGUAAGAGAAAAUUCUUCUUAGUCUUUUCCGCUUGUAUAGAAAGCAGUGCAUAGUAGCAUCAAGAGAUUUUAUCUAUAUACUAUCCACAUCAAGUUUUGACUCUGUCCACAAUCAUGUGUUUACAUUUGAAUCACUAGUUCUGAUUUAAGGUGGAAGUAACACUUUUUUACUGACUGAUUGAAAUCGUUGAAUUCACAAUAAAACUUGGG
Molecule: messenger RNA, 1235 nt
Organism: Cylicocyclus nassatus
Lineage: Eukaryota; Metazoa; Nematoda; Chromadorea; Rhabditida; Strongylidae
Source: the annotation of a GenBank genome assembly